This is a messenger RNA of Saimiri boliviensis boliviensis (Bolivian squirrel monkey), 1321 nucleotides long. It is a transcript of the gene C13H18orf32, whose product is annotated as chromosome 13 C18orf32 homolog. The record is from RefSeq and is a predicted model, not a curated record. Lineage: Eukaryota; Metazoa; Chordata; Mammalia; Primates; Cebidae.
CACCUUAUUCUUCCAGGUAGCUAGGAUUACGGCUCUGUGCCAGCAAAGUCAGCAUAGGUGUUAAUUUUUGGAAAUGCACAAUUUACUUAGAACAUACGAUAAUAAAUUUUUUUUGUUACUUAACACACCUUAAAUUAUGCCCUUGAAAAUAAAAGCAAAAUAUAUCAAAGGAGAGUUGUUGCCUGGGAAAGGUCAGGUGAUUUUCAGCCUAGAGGUCUUUCAAAGUAGUUUCUUUGUAAGUUUUGUAUUGCAGGAUUUGCUGUCAGCGUUGUGGGUUUGGCUAAUUGAUAUUGUCAGUCCCUGAAGAUUAGGACUUGGGAGUUAUCUCACUAGAAGUCCACUCCACACUUAAAUGGAGUAUCAACAGUUGAGGAGCUCAAGCCCAGGACAAUGGUGUGCAUUCCUUGUAUCGUCAUUCCAGUUCUGCUCUGGAUCUACAAAAAAUUCCUGGAGCCAUACAUAUACCCUCUGAUUUCCCCCUUCGUUGGUCGUAUAUGGCCUAAAAAAGCUAUACAAGAAACCAAUGAUACAAACAAAGGCAAAGUAGACUGUAAGGGUGCAGACAUGAAUGGAUUACCAACAAAAGGACCAACAGAGAUCUCUGAUAAAAAGAAAGACUAACGCAAUUUCCUAAAGGACCUCGUCAUGUAAAAAAUGGACCUGAUAAUAUUAAGCAUCUUCCUUGUAACUGUCUUGACCUUUUUAUCUGAGACCGGAAUUCAGGAUAGAAGUCUAGAUACUUACUGGAUACUAAUCAGGAAAUACAUAAUAUCUGUAUUUAAAAUGUAGUUAGUUAUAUAGUUAGUUAUAUUUAAUGACCUCAUUCCUAAGUUACUUUCUCAUUAAUGUAGCUUUCAUUUCUGUUGCUGUUGUUUUAAUAAUAUGAUGUAAUAGAAAGUUUGUGCCAGUAGACACUAUAUUACUAAAUCAGCACUUUAAAAUCUUUGGUUCUCUAUCAUUCAUUCAUAUGAAUUUGACUGCUGUUACUGUAAUUUGUUUGGGCUCUUCUGAUUUGAGUGGAGUACAGUUUUGUGAAACUAUGCAGGGAAAUGAAGGUAGAAUUUUGGGAGGUAAUAAUGAUGUGAAACAUAAAGAUAUAAUAAUUACUGUCCAACACAGUAGAGCAGCUUGUUCAUAAAUGUAGUAAUUACUAUUUACUGCUCUGAGGAAGAUUAAAAAAAAAAAAAGAUGGGAAAAGGGGGAAACUUCUUUGAAGAAUGAAACAUCUUUUACAAAUAUAUCUAAUGUAAUUAUACGAUUUUAAUCCUUACUACAUUUCUUCUGUUCCUACAAAUGUAUUAAACAUUCAGCUUCACUGGUA